Corythoichthys intestinalis (scribbled pipefish) is the source of this 1464-nucleotide messenger RNA. It is a transcript of the gene endouc, whose product is annotated as endonuclease, polyU-specific C. Gene Ontology annotation, molecular function: RNA endonuclease activity. The transcript is spliced from 8 exons. Lineage: Eukaryota; Metazoa; Chordata; Actinopteri; Syngnathiformes; Syngnathidae. The record is from RefSeq and is a predicted model, not a curated record. The coding region runs from base 67 to 1005 and encodes 312 amino acids.
GCUGCUACUACUCAGUGCAGACCCACCGUGUGUACGCAGUUGAGUGAAGAAUAAACAAGAGGCAUUAUGGAUUCGAGGAUACUUGAAGUCCUCCUCCUCGGAGUGUUUAUCAGUGGACUGAAUGCAUCCAGGUUAGUAUUAAACCAAGAACUUUCCACCCUCUUCAAUGAUUUGUGGAGGCUGGAUACGAAUCGAAUGACGCCUGGAGUCGAUUACAACAUCUCGGUUCAAGGCCGAGCAGGAUUCGUGAGCCAGGGCAGUCAAGUUGCGAUCGAUCGUGCUUCUCUACCUUUCUUCACCAAUGUUAAUGAGGUCAAGAUGGGGAACGUCACCACUAUCUCCAGACUUUUGAAGCUGCUGGACAACUAUGAGAGAUCAACCGGUGUAGCUGAGUACGUUACAGUUGAGGAACAGACUGAGAUCAGCCUCUUCUUGGAUGCCAUCCUAGAGACAGAAGUUAUGAAGCGUGCUCAUAGAUAUCUGGUGAGCAAAGGCCAGUCUUCAUCUAACUUGAGACACUUCAAGAGUCAGCUGCACUUGAUUUGGUUUCACCUCUACCACAGACAGAGGAAUACCGGGCCUGACUCGUGCGGCUUCGAGCACGUCUUUGUCGGAGAGAUCAAAUUUAACAGUGAAAUCACAGGCUUCCAUAACUGGAUCCAGUUCUACGUGCAGGAAAAGGGCCAGCUGCUGGACUACAAAGGCUACAAGGCGAGGGAGCACGACUUGCCCGACGAGGACGACCACGUGGUGAGCCUGCAGUUCAGUUGGCACAGUGUGCUCAAGCCCGUGGGCAGUUCCUUCAUCGGCACCAGCCCCGAGUUCGAGAUGGCCCUCUUCACCGUCGUCUUCCUCAUGAACACGGAGAGGAGCACCACGGUGCUGGUCAACAUCGACCAGUGUCAGAUGGAGCUGGUGGUGGUCCGACACGGACGCUCCCUCGGCACGGCCUACCCCAAAUUGCUCAGCAGCAACAGCAGACAUAUUAGACAGCAGUCACAAUGAUUUCAGGCGAACGAGGAAGUCACCCACUGAGAUAAUGUAUCUCUUCUCAGUAAUCCUGGACCGACAAUAUUAUCACAAUAAGAUAUAAAACAACUGAAAUAAGCCAUGAAAUGUUUUUGUAUUACAGAACUGGCAUUAUAUACUAAUUUGACAAGUAAACCUUAAGAGAUGGCACAAGUUUGUCUUUUUUUUGGGGGGGGUUGAAUAAUUUAGACACAAAUGUCCUUCCCUUAAAAUGGCCCAAACCUAAAAAGGAUUGCUUCAAAGAAAACAUUUUACAUUAAAAAUUGUUCAAACGCAAAUAUUCGAGUCCCAAAUAUUUUGUUGCAUUCAAAGACUUUUUCAAUGAUUGAAUUUUUAAUUUUUUUAUGGAAGUUUUUUUUUUUUUUUUCCCAAAAUAUAUUUUUGGGUCUGAAGCAACUAUUUUUUAAAAUUGUAUUAUAAAGAGACAAAUGUCCU